AUGGAGUUUAAGUAUCAACAACAGCGAAAACAAGAAAAAUUUAAACAAACGAGUAACCUAAUAACCACUCGAUUAUCAGACUCUUUUACUAAACAAGACAUGUCAAAGUCCCCUUCAAACAACCAAUCUUCUUCUGAUAAUUCUUCUCUGAAGUGUUAUUGCGGACAAAAUGCAAAAUUGAUGGUCGCCUCGAACCAAAAUCAGGAGAACAAACGGCUAUUUUUUGCGUGUUCAAAAUUUAAUACAAGCGAGGAUAAAAAUCGGUGUUCGUUUUUUUGCUGGGAAAAUGACAUUUACGACAGUAAACAAUUGAUAAGCCAACGAAAGAUUCGAAAAUAUGAAGAAAUGACAACGGAAGAAAAACAAAAAAAGAAAGAACUUAUGAAUGAAAAUUGGAGAAAGUCUAUUGAUUUCGAUAAUGGAUCGAUAUUACUUGAUAAUUACAGCUUGAAUACAGAUAAAAAUAAAGAAAUUUACACACCUUCAUCAAAUAUAUUAUCGAUUAACCCGACUGAUUCUUCAAAAAACACAAAUAUCUCUAACUUGAGACACCAAGACAAUCCUUUGCUCAUUCGUGAUAGAAAAAUCACGACAAUAUCUCAUAAUUAUAAGCGUCAUUACCAUCACAAAAAUUUGGUACCUACUUUAAAAAAAGAAAUAGCUCUACUGAGAAAAGAUAAUCUUAUUUUAAAAUCUCAAAAUGAAUAUUUAACUCGACUUUUAGAUGAUGUUAACGGUAUUCUUUGUGAGCUCGACGAUAACACUGAUAGCACUACUAACGACAGAAUUUACGAAACUGAUAAUAAUAAUAAUGAGUGUUUAGAAAAAUCUGAAUUAUAUUAA
Molecule: messenger RNA, 843 nt
Organism: Ambispora leptoticha
Lineage: Eukaryota; Fungi; Glomeromycota; Glomeromycetes; Archaeosporales; Ambisporaceae
Source: the annotation of a GenBank genome assembly